UUCAGUGCUGACCUCUGUAUAAAUAGGCGCAUCCGAGAUUAGCUACCUCUUGCAACACUACUGUCUUCUACUGGAAAAGCACCCCCAAAAAAAGGAACAGUGGCAGAUGGCUCGAAUUCUUCUCAUCUUAGCUUCCGAAUUCAUCAUUUUAUCCAUUCUCUCUUCCUCUGGCCUCAUCCAAUGCAGCAGAGAAGAUGAUCAUGACUUUAUGAGCAUCCUAGAUCGGAAGCUACUCGGCCUAAAGGAAGAAAAGCUAAGUCGCUUUCGCAUCUAUUGGCACGACAUUGUUAGUGGUCGUAACGCUACAUCUAUCCAAGUGGUGCAACCCUCCAACGGAUCGGCAACUGGGUUCGGCAUAAUUAGUAUGAUCGAUGAUCCAUUAACCGAGGGGCCUAAGUUAAGCUCCAAAAUGGUUGGAAGGGCACAAGGGUUCUAUGCACUCUCGUCACAAGAAGAGGUAGGCCUGUUGAUGUCCAUGAACUUUGCUUUUACUGUAGGAAAAUACAACGGUAGCACCAUUACAGUGCUGGGGAGAAACACAGUCUUUUCCAAGGUGAGAGAGAUGCCGGUGAUCGGAGGCAGCGGCCUUUUCCGAUUUGCCAGAGGUUAUGUUCAGGCAAGAACUCAUACAUUCAAUCUGGAGACAGGAGAUGCCAUAGUCCAGUACACCUGCUAUGUGCUGCAUUAUUGAAUAUUUGACCCACUUACUUCAACUUUAUUAAUUUAUUCUAUGUUGGUGCAUGCUUGCUUUCAUUGUGUUGGCCACUUUCGAUUAUUUUUUAGGUGGGUGGGGUGGUUUAUUUUACUUCUUACGAUGUAAUAAUUACUAUGCUUUGAUUUGAAGUUUGGAGAUGAUGCCUGUCUAUAUAUGUACCAUGUGGAAUUACUCUAAACAAGUUUAUGUAAUAUGGACUCCAAUUUCUAAUCAAUUUACAUAGAUCA
Molecule: messenger RNA, 942 nt
Organism: Theobroma cacao (cacao)
Lineage: Eukaryota; Viridiplantae; Streptophyta; Magnoliopsida; Malvales; Malvaceae
Source: RefSeq, a predicted model, not a curated record